CCCUGUUUUGCUGAUUUUGGUGUCAAAGAAAGUUGAGUAUCUUGACUGGAAUCAUCAAUUAUUGCUACUUUCUUCUUUCUUCCUCUUUUAGGCUUUACAGAAUCACAACUUUCUUCAUCAACUAUAAUUGGUUUGGAAUUUUCAAGAAUCUUCUUUUUUCUACCUCUUUUAGGUUUUACUGAAUCAUUUGAAGCAGUAUCUUCACAUAAAACAUUUGUUUCUUCAGCAGGAUUUUCUGGUGCCAGAAGGGGGUCUUCCUUUUUCUUUUUGGGUGAUUUUUUGUUAAGUCUUGAUUUUUUAGUUUUUUUGGAUUUUUUUGGUGUAAACAUUUUAACUUUGAAUAUUUCAUUUGGCGUUUCCUCAACAACUUCUAUUUCUUUUUCAGUUUUUUUAAUGGUACCUAAGAAACUGAGCAAGUUUCCAGAACUUUUGCUACUUUCUUCAAUACCUUCUGAAUCAUCCGAUUCAGAUAUUCUCCUGGUGUUUCUUUUUCUUUUAUUUGCUGGUGUCUCUUCACUUUCAUCCAACUGCAGCAAAUUCUUCAGCCUUUUGGCCCUUUUUUGCAUUUGGUGGUCUAUAAAAAUUUCCUUCUCUUCUUCUUGCCGUUUCCUCUUUGAGGCGCCUUUUAUUUCUGCCCAUGAUUCUAAAAGGCUCUUUCUAGCUUUCAAUUUUUCCUUACAUUCUGUACUUGGUGACAAUUCUUCCUUUUCUUUACCAGAAGAGUUCAUCCCAAUACUUAGUUUCCUUGACUCCAUUAUAAAUUGAAAAGCAUUCUUUUUUGGUGAUAAUUCUUCCUGAUCUUCUAUAAUUACAGGGUUUUCUUCAAUUACACUUGUAGCUUCCUUAAUUUUUUCUGCUAUUUCAGUAACAUUUUCACUGAAGCUGCCGUUGGGGGAAAUAAGGUUUAAACUAUUGGAUAGUAGUUCGGUAAUAUUUUUUACAGCUGGAUCCGAGUGUUUUCUACCAACUUUCUUCUUUCUACCACGUUUUUUGCCUUUAUAUGUUUUCACAGGCUCCAUGUUAACAUUUAAUCCACUUUUUUCAUCUUCAAUGUUUAUGUCUGUAUUUUCUUUGCUACUGCCGCUAUUUCUUUUAUCCGUUUUGUCCUCUGCCGUAUCCACCAACACCACAUCUUCCUUAAUUAUUGCAUUUUCCUCUUCUUCAUUAUUUAAACUCGUUUUUUUAUUUUUUCCAGUUGGACUCACAAAAUAAUGGGUCAAAUCUUUCAUGUUAUAAAACGAAUUAUUUAAAACAUAAUAAAAAUGUGAUUUGUCAUCACAAAAUAUUGAAUAUCACGAAUAAUUAUUGUAUAAAUAAAAUUCCACAACAAACAAGCUGCGCGCCAAAAAUUUGUUUCUGUCAUUUGAAGGUUAUGUUCUGGUGUCUAAGGUAACAAACGUCUGUUUAUUAAAUUAUUCGUUCAUAAAGCAAUUUAAAAAAAAAUAUUAUCAUUUUGCAGCAGUAAUAAUUAUAAAUUUAUUUGCAUUUGGUAUUGGUAAAGCACCAGAAAAUCUAGAAACGUCAAAACAAGAAAGUUGUCAAAGAUUUUUAAGAUUUUUUUUUACAAAAGACAGCGAUAUCGAAUAUCGAAGAAACCAAUUAAGCAGUGUUAUUCUAUUGAUUUCAAUAUUUUAUUAAUUUCAACUAUGGUGCUGAUUUUUGUAAAUUUCUAGCGUGUUUUAUAGGGCAAACAGGACAAAAAUGGACUCGGAACUUAGUAAUAACAGCGACAUAUGCAGAGUAUGUCGAUCGGAAGGUCAGGCAGACAGACCUCUAUUCCAUCCAUGUAUCUGUACUGGUAGUAUUAAGUGGAUCCACCAGGAAUGCCUGAUGCAAUGGAUGAGGUACUCUCGAAAAGAAUACUGCGAGCUAUGCGGGCACAGGUUUUCUUUCACCCCCAUAUAUUCACCGGAUAUGCCCAGAAGACUGCCUCUGAAGGAUUUGGCAGGGGGUUUGGUCAAUUCUGUGGCUACAGCUGUUAAAUAUUGGUUCCACUAUACUUUGGUGGCAAUAGCAUGGCUCGGAGUGGUGCCCCUUACAGCUUGUAGAAUAUAUAGAUCUUUAUUUACCGGCACUCUGGACGCCAUCUUGACGCUCCCCUUCGAAAUGCUGUCGACGGAAAACAUCGUGUCGGACAUUUUUCAAGGUUGCUUCGUGGUCACGUGCACCUUGUUCGCGUUCGCCGGCCUGGUGUGGCUCAGGGAGCAGAUCCUGCACGGAGGCGGCAACCCCGAAUGGUUGCCCAGAGAAAACGGCAACGCCGCCGGCCAGGGCAACGACGACCCUCCGGCCAGGGUCUUGGACAACAUUCCGGAAGAAAACGCGGCCGAGGUGGAGGAGAACGUGCAGGAGCCGAUUCAAGAUGCCGCGGCUGUCGACGAUAAUCAGGCGGAGGGAGACGGCAACGUCGGCGAGGAUAACAACUGGAUCCCCAUGGAGUGGGACAGGGCCGCCGAAGAGAUAACCUGGGAGCGUUUGUUGGGCCUGGACGGGUCCCUGAUGUUUCUCGAGCACGUUUUCUGGGUGAUCUCCCUGAACACGCUCUUCAUUCUAAUUUUCGCUUACGCUCCCUACCACUUCGGAGUUCUGACGGUGUCGCUUUUCAACGUCAAGGAGGCGGAGUUCACCAGCCACUUUGACGGGUUGCUGACCACCUUGGUGGGCUAUUGCACCGUCGGUUUGUUGUUUUUGUUCUUCCACAGGGUCGCGUCCAUGUUGAGCUUCAACAAAACGAAAAGGGUCCUGGGUCUGUGCUUUUUGGUGGUGAAAGUUUCUCUGCUGUCUGUUCUGGAGAUCGGAAUUUUACCUUUGGUGUGCGGUUGGUGGUUGGAUAUUUGUUCUUUAGCUAUGUUCGAUGCGACGUUGAAAGAUCGCGAGGCUAGCUACAAAACGGCUCCCGGUACUUCCAUAUUCAUCCACUGGUUGAUAGGGAUGGUCUACGUGUACUAUUUCGCUUCUUUCGUGCUCUUACUGCGCGAGAUUCUGCGUCCGGGGGUUUUAUGGUUUCUGCGCAACUUCAAUGACCCCGACUUCAGCCCCAUCCAGGAGAUGAUCCACUUGCCCAUCCUGGAGCACACCAGGAAGCUCUUGAUUUCGGCCGUGAUCUUCGGCAGCGCGGUGCUGCUGAUGCUCUGGUUGCCCAUCAGGCUUUUGAAGUGGCUUCUGCCCACCUUUCUGCCCUACAGGGUCUCUCUCAACGACGAAACGCAAAUCAACGAGCUCUCUCUCGAGCUUCUGCUGCUGCAGGUCAUCUUGCCCGCCCUCCUCGAGCAAUCGCACACCAGGAUCUGGUUGAAGGGUCUGGUGCGAAAUUGGUGCCGAGUCGUUUCGUGGAUCCUCAACAUCCAUUCUUACUUGCUCGGCGACGAGACCGUCAAAACCGGCCAGGACAACGCGCAGAACGCGAAUGGGCAGGCGCAGAACCAAGUGCCGGAGCCUGGAGCCGGCUUGGGGGCCGUCCACCAAGCCUUGCACAUGAUGGAACCGCCAACAGGUUACAUUCCAUACGAGCGGCCUUCGUUCUUCAUAGCGCGUCUGUUCGGUCUUUUGAUAGCCAUCUGCGUAUCGCUGAUAGCCACCAGUCUUAUAGCACUCACUUACCCCGUGUGGCUCGGCAGGAGCGUGAUGGCCCUGUGGUUGGUCGGCGCCCCCCCACCUGGGCCGCAACUGACAGCCACCGAGGCCCAAACGGAGGUCAAAGUGCACGAAUUGUACACAGCCGCGUGUGGGCUUUACCUUUGCUGGUUGAAAGCUAGGGCCAUAACUUUGGUGUUGGGAUGGCUGCCUCAAGGUAGGACAGCGAUGAUUGAGCGACUGCGCCAUUGGUGCAUAUUGGGUUUAAAAACCAUUGUGGCCAGUACCAUUUUGCUUGGCGUUAUACCACUAUUAUUUGGUUUGCUACUGGAAUUGGUGGUGAUAAUUCCAUUGAGAGUGCCAAUUCACCAAACACCGAUACUGUUUAUUUGGCAGGACUGGGCUUUGGGUGUGCUGUACACGAAAAUAGCCUGCGCUUUAACCAUGAUGGGUCCAGAUUGGUUUAUACGUAACGCCAUCGAUAGAGCGUACCGAGACGGAAUUAGGGAUAUGAAUUUGGGCUUCAUUUUCAAGGAAUUGGCCGCUCCAGUCAUAAUGAGUUUCGGUCUGGCUUUAGCCGUGCCAUACAUUCUAGCGUACUCCAUAAUUCCCCUAUUCGUGACCAAUCUGCAACUCCGCAACCUCAUAGCCCGCCGCUUAUACCCUUUCCUGUUGCUGGUUGUGAUAGUAGUAGAAAUAGUCACCUUUCAAAUUCGGCAGUUUAAAAAGCUAUACGAACACAUCAAGAACGACAAAUAUUUGGUCGGGCAACGACUAGUCAACUACGAUCACCACCGCAAGAAAACGACCUCCUAAGAUGUUAUAGUUACAUUAACGUAUUCUGAUAUAUAUAAAUUUAACGUACUUGGAGUAAAGGCUGAAUUAAAAAACUUCAAAAGUCGAUGGGGAAUGAAAAAUCUAAAUUUUGUUGAGCAUUUACUCUAUGAUUUCGUUGUAAAGAGAACAAUUCAUUGUAAGCUUGUAUCAAGUUUAAAAAACUGACUGAAUUUUACUGAUUUGUUUUACUCCUGUUUUCAUUUCAAUGACUAACGAAAAUAAUGUUAAAAAACCAAACAUAAAUAUUUCUAGUAAACAGCUUUUCACUGCACAUUCUUUUAAGUACUUUUAAUUUAAAUAUUUAUUAGUAAUAGGGUUGGGAUAUUUUUGUUUGUGGAAUGGUUUUCAUAUAAUUUUUAUUUCAAUAAAUUUUAUAAUUAUUCCACAUACAACUUUGUAAGCAAGUUUGGAUAGUACUUUAUGUUGGUACAAUAUACAAUAUUUUUUUUAUAAAUUUUGGUCAUGCUGCAAAGUAAUAGUUUACCUAAUAUAAAAUGUGUAAGUAUUCAUAAUAUUUAUAGCUAUUGUACUCAUUUUCAGUCGUUAAAUUUGUACUAUUUUGACCAAUUAUAGGUACCUAUAUGUUUUCAAUUGUACAGAAAUUAUUUUUAAUUUAAUUCUGAAUUAAUUAAAAUUAGUUUAAAAACGCCUGUUAUUAUUAGUUGGGCGGAUAUUUUGUUAUAAAAGGAUAAUUUAUUUUAUUGUUUCCAAUAUAUCUUAUUUUGAAAUAUAAAAGUUUUUAAUUAUACCUCUUUAAAUUAAUCGACGCAUUUUUACAUGGAAAUAGUAGGUAAAGUUAUUUUUUUUAUCUGGACUGUGGCAACGUUGCAAAUUUAGGGGUUUGGUUGGUAAAUACGGAACCAAAAUUGGCUGCAUUGAUUAAAACAAAUUAGCUGUGUAGCCAAAUUUAACGGAUCGACAUAAUUUUUUGCAUGGAAAUAGUAUUUGGGCCGGAGACUACUUUUUUUAGUUAGCUGGUUUAAAAUUAAAAAAACACGAUUAUAAAACAUAUGAUUUUAACAUAAUUAUUAUAAAAAUAUUUAAGAACUUAAUUUUAACAUUCUUCAGUAACGAUUAUCACAGUUCACUUCUUUUUGGCCUGAGCUAAAAAAUAACAACAAAUAAUUCACUUUCACGAAAUAUUCAUGCAACUUACAAUUCACAAGGCAAACUUCCACAUUUGCUCCAAAAGUUAAAAGGUGCUGAAUCCAGACUUUCUGGUUUGUUUGAAGUUUAUCCCCAUAACCUUUAACCUCCACCAUUUUGUGCUGAAAACGUCGGAAAGAACAAAAUAAAUCGCUUUCGAGGGUAGCCGUAUAUACACACCCUUUUUCCAGCGGUGUCCCACAUGAGCAAGUCGGGCAUCCCGCUUUUGAACUCGCCAAAACUCUGCGCGAACCGGGCGUAAAUUUUUGCCAGCACGCCCCUGGGAACGCACAGCAAAAUCGUGCUUAAAAUGUCGGGAUCUUCCACGAUCCUCGCGAGACUGCAAAACGAGUGCCUGUGCGAGUUUUUCUCCCACGAUUUCAGCAGAAAAUCCAAGGCCUCCUCGUCGGUCCACGCCGACUCGAUUUGCUUUAGUCUCUCGUCGAUGACGUCUCUACGAUUCUCGUAGAAUUUAAUCGAGUAGAAGUCCAACGGUACCGUUUGGUACUUUGAGAUGAACGUGCCGGGGACGUGGUGCUCGUAGAUUAAGUCCCAAAAAAAUAGGCAGUAAGUGGCUUGAAAUAGGUAGCCUUCGCAAUGAGCACCGUCUUCAUAGUACUCAUUAUCGAUGUAGUGGCGCCGGGCUACAUCUUCCACCCCCAUGAAAUUUCGGGAACCGUCCAGGUUGUUCAUAAAGUAGUCCCUCUUUUUU
This is a messenger RNA of Brassicogethes aeneus, 6268 nucleotides long. Lineage: Eukaryota; Metazoa; Arthropoda; Insecta; Coleoptera; Nitidulidae. The record is from the annotation of a GenBank genome assembly.